AUGGGUAAAUCAACAAAAGAUAAACGAGAUAUUUAUUAUCGUCUGGCAAAAGAACAAGGCCUUCGAGCUCGAUCAGCUUUUAAACUUUUACAGAUUAACAGUGAAUUUAAUAUUUUAAAUGACAAUGUGAAACGAGUUGUGGAUCUUUGUGCUGCACCUGGAAGUUGGUCUCAAGUUCUUUCUCGAACUUUAUACAAAACUGAUUCAGUUGAUGAUCAAGUUAAAAUCGUUGCUGUCGAUUUGCAAACCAUGGCUCCAUUGCCUGGUGUGAUACAAAUUAAAGGUGAUAUAACGAAACGUUCAACAAUCGAAGAAAUUCUUGGUUGCUUCAAAACAUCCGAUAAUCAAAUGAAUAAAGCCGAUCUUGUUAUAUGUGAUGGUGCACCUGAUGUAACAGGUUUACAUGAUAUUGAUGAGUUCGUUCAAGGGAAUCUUGUUCUAGCUGCAUUAAAUAUUUGUCUUCAUGUUUUAAAUGAUAAUGGUAAUUUUGUAUCGAAAAUAUUUCGUACAAAAAAUAUCGAUCUACUUUAUCAACAAUUCAAAUUAUUUUUCGAUGAUGUUGUUAUUGCUAAACCGCGUUCAUCAAGAAAUUCAUCUAUUGAAUCAUUUAUUGUUUGUCGACAAUUUCAUUUGCCGGAUGAUUUUACUCCGAAUAUAGACGAACCAUUUAUUUAUGCCUACGAACGCACAUUAGAUAAACAAGAAAAUUCAUCAUUUAUAAUUCCAUUUAUUGCAUGCGGCAGUUUAGAUGGUUUUGAUUCUGAUAAAACCUAUCCGCUAGAACAAGAUCAAUCCUAUAUUGAACCAGUUCAACCGCCCAUUCACCCAGCCUAUGAAGAAGCUUGUGCUUUGAAAAAAAAUAAAAAACUCCCAACAUCUUCUUGA
This is a messenger RNA of Rotaria socialis, 885 nucleotides long. NCBI's taxonomy places the organism in Eukaryota, Metazoa, Rotifera, Eurotatoria, Philodinida, Philodinidae. The record is from the annotation of a GenBank genome assembly.